Stylophora pistillata is the source of this 2240-nucleotide messenger RNA. RefSeq names its product threonine aspartase 1. Gene Ontology annotation, cellular component: cytoplasm. Gene Ontology annotation, molecular function: threonine-type endopeptidase activity. Gene Ontology annotation, biological process: protein maturation. Lineage: Eukaryota; Metazoa; Cnidaria; Anthozoa; Scleractinia; Pocilloporidae. The record is from RefSeq and is a predicted model, not a curated record.
UCCAAUAUGGCCGCUAAACCGUGGAAACGGAAUAUCUGGCACUCGCGGGCUAAAACAUAAGCCUGCUAUGAAGGUUAAACCUUAUUUUAUUUCUGUUAGGACAAGAAAAAAUGUGUAGCAACAUGCAAGAUGAAUUCAGUCUUUUUGGAUAUGGAUUUAUAGCAGUUCAUGUUGGUAAUAUCUUCCUCUCUGAAAUGGUGCUGGGUACCAUUCACUCUUACAUGAAAAGGACUACAAACAGGCCUGCAGAGCUGCAUGUGCUGAGCAGAUGAUUAUUUUUCUAGGCCAUGAAAGCUAUCAAGCAAGGAUUCUCAGCUAAGGAUGUUGUGACCAAUGCAAUAACAGCUUUAGAGGAUUUUCCUUGCACCAAUGCAGGAAUUGGUUCAAAUUUAACCAAAUUAGGAACAGUGGAGUGUGAUGCAAGUAUAAUGGAUGGAAAUUCCUCAGCAUUUGGAGCUGUUGGUGCUCUUAAGGGAAUAAGGAAUCCUAUCCGGGUGGCUAAUAAACUGUUGGAGGGAGACAUGACUGGAGCAUCGCCUCUAGGUCUUAUUUCUCCAAUCUUUCUUGCUGGAGAAGGAGCUUUUCUUUGGGCAGUGAAUCAUGGUUUCAUUGCAUGUUGUGAUGAAGAUAUGAUUACAGACAGAAGUGUCCAAACAUGGAAAAGAUGCAAGUCAAGAUUAGAGUUAACUGAUGUAGAUCAUAAACCCAAGACUUUUCCACUUGAAAACCUGUGUAAUGUAUCAAAUGAGGGUAACCACAUGGAUACUGUUGGUGCAGUUUGCAUGGACAGGCAUGGACAUCUCUGUGCUGGUGUUUCCAGUGGUGGUGUUAUUUAUAAAAUACCAGGUCGUAUUGGUCAGGCAAGUAUAUAUGGCAGUGGCUGCUGGGCAACAAGUCGUCAAGUGAACAAAGUUGGAGUGGCCUGUUGUACAUCAGGUUGUGGAGAACAUUUGGUGAAGACCAUGUUGGCCAGAGAGUGUGCCAAGUUGGCUUUAACUAGGGACGCAGUCAGUGCGGUUCAGGAAGGACUCGAGGACGUGUUUUUAGGUUCACCUUUUCUUUCAUCAGUGGAGCACAAGUUAGGAGGGGUGUUGCUUCUGCGAGUGGAGGAAGGGGAGACCGCCGAUGAUUGCACGGUUGAUCUUGUUUGGGGUCACACUACAGAGAGUAUGUGUGUUGGUUACAUGACAGAACAAGAUAAGAGACCAAAGGCUCGGCUCUCCCGCAUACAGAAAGGACAACAACAUCCCGUGUUACUUGAGGGCACAGUUUACAGACCACCCCAUAGAUAGUGUCUGUAUUUACAAAAAAAAAAUCCUCGUUCGAGUGGUUCCGUCGUUUCUCGAGAUGUCAAGCAACGCAUCCGUUACGUUACAUCCCAAAGAAUGACUGCGAAGAAGAUCAGUGGGUCCGUGCAUGUCUUACGAGCUCUCUUUAGCCGAAGCUCUGACAACUCGCCAGCUAAUUCAAGCUGGUGACAUCAAGGAGGUAUUGAAUCGAAGACGAAAUGUGAAGCACGGAUCUCAUUAUUAUUUAAACGAGGAUGGGGUCAGUGAUGAUCCGAAUAAAGAACUUGGUGGAGUGGACCCUAAAAAGAGAGCUGUUGUUUAGUUCCUCAAAAUACAAAAAAGCUUUGCUAAUCUGUAAUAAACAGAGAGAUAUUCUAGAAGAUGUUUAUGUCACGUUUUCUCUAUCUGCGUCUUAGGAAAAAAAAGAAACAUCUUCCCUUAGGUACUGAGUUCAUCUUGGACAAAGAUGACUUGGCUGGAAACCAUUACUGCGUCGUAGAAAGGAACACCAUGCCAUCUUUAUGUAUAAAUUAAUUAACAACCAUUCAUGUAAUACUAUUCCUGUCACACUUAAUCGGGACUUUCAUGGUUACAACACAAGAUCGAGAAAUGACGUUCGAAAAUCUAGUGCCACAAGAAGAUGGGGUCAUUGGUCGUCAGUUAACUUUAGCGCAGAUAUAUGGAAUGGUUUAGACAUUUCACUAAGAAAUGCAAACUCACUGCCUGCCUUCAAACGUGGCCUGUCCAAAUUUAAUUUUGAAUUUUAAUUGACUUUUGCUAGUAUUACUUUUAGUUAAUACUUGGUGAUUAGUAUUUUUAAUUAGUUCUUAGAUUUAGCUUUAGUUAUUUGUUGCUAUUUGUAUUUUAUCUUUGUAUUAGUAUUUAACUUAAGAGGACCCUCCUGUAAACCACUUUUGUGACGUUGGCAUCCUCAUUUAAGAUUAUAGUAUA